This is a messenger RNA of Mycena citricolor, 5071 nucleotides long. Lineage: Eukaryota; Fungi; Basidiomycota; Agaricomycetes; Agaricales; Mycenaceae. The record is from the annotation of a GenBank genome assembly.
CACGCGUUUAGCUUUUAACUUUGAUCACCCUUGAAUGGAUCAGGGAGGCUCUUUUUUGGUGUUACACAUCCCUCGCUGAGAAAAGUCACUGACAAAUUUCUCGUGGGAAUAGGCAUAGUUGAAUCCGACGUGCAUCCUCUGAAACCUGCCAUUCGUUUCGUCCUCGAUGUCUGCUCCAGAUUCCACACAUGCAUACAACUUUCCGCCUUUCCCAGAGCCUCCCACGGGUAUCGUGAUUACCCCAUUCAAAGCGUUUGUAGAGUGCGGGACCCAAAUCACUCGCGGCGAAGAUGGUAUUGAGCGAGACGGAUUGGGAAUACCCACAAUUCUGUUGGCGACGACCAGGUCUGACGGACUGAAGCGCAAAAGCAAAAAGAAGAAGAAUAAGGGAAUCGGCGUCCGCAAAGGACCGUGGUGGACCGAGUACGAAAAGGAGAACGAAGUACAGGGGACGAGAAUCGAUUACCGCGCGAUAUCAACAACUUUGGAUCGAGUUCAUCAGGCUAUCGAAGACUUUGGAAAGACAUAUGGAGUCAUAAUGGAUGAAAUCACUCAGAGCCAUACCAUCUGGCGUCACUUCAAAAUGUUCAUUGGAGUCGAGAAUCGAACCUUGACUGGGCCUAAAACUGUUGAUGACCAUGAAGACGAUAUCUACUUCGACGAUGAAGAAACCAACGAUUUCCUAAUGACUACCGAAUCUGACCUCGAUCCGACGGGGCUCAGUGGCGAAUCACCAGUCCCGUUUCCCAUUCCACAUUUCGAAGGGGUGGCCCACGAUCUGAUGUCGGGGGACAGCACCACUGCUAAGAUCGAGGAUGUUCAAGACCCCAAAUUGCAAGCGCUCAUUGAUGAUCCCAGACGCAGUAUCCAGACUUUCCUGUCUUCGGAGAUGCACAAUUUGGGUCACUUGUGGAGCCCGAUAGCAUGCAAAGCUGCCCCGCACAUCCUGCGAAUUUUUGUGUUCUUUCUCAUUCGGAAUCAAGUCACUGGGCCGGAACGCGUCGAGAAUCUGCGCGCGGCUCUACCAGUCAUUGACAGAGCGGGGAAGGAGCUCGCUUUGUUGAAAGUUGUGGCUCACGCUCUGCCAGACGCAUUCGGGGAGGCAUGUCAGAUGCACUGGGGCACGAAGCAGGAGACCCUCAAGUUCGGUGUGGAUCAAGAUCAGGAUUGGGAUAUGCAAGAGGAUAAGAUACGGACAGAGGAGGCUCAGGAUUCCACGGGGGACCCGUCUGGCUGGGGCGCCGAUGCAGGCGGCUGGGGAGGAAGCGGCGGCUGGGGUGGGGGGACGGAUUCUGGAUGGGCUGACUCUGCACCAUCAUGGGGGUCCAUCGUCGAGCCCAAGCCUGUGGUUGAUCCGCGACCCACACUUCUCGGUCUUUUUGGACCUCUUGCGCUGAGCAACACACAUUCACCAGGGCUAGUCGAGUAUAGCAUGCGGCGGAUUGUCUCUUUCUCUGCUCCCAGAUACGACAGCACCCCUGGCGGCGACCCAGUCGAGUCGUUUCUCAAAUCAAAAUUGCACCAACUCGUCCUCGCUCCCUGGCCUGAUUGGGAUUCUGACGAAGAACGGGGGUCGCCUCAGAUGCUGCCGACGUCCUCUGGGGAUGCGCAAGGUCACGACAUGAGUCGAGACCACAUCACAGUGCUUGUCCAUAUCGAAGAUGGCUCAGAGAAUGCGACCGUUCUAGAGCAAGCUGUCGGGAUGGGAAUACGCGGUCGUUGGGUGCAGCUUGCUCGAGUAUCUCCGGACGCGGAAUCCACAAACGGGCAAGGUUUGUUGUGGUAUGUUGAUGCGAUGGUCAUGAAUAUCCCCAGCUUCUGGAUAAUCGUCUAGCGACUGAAUCGAUCUUGUGUACAUAUCCGUGAUCUGACCUUCAUCGUUGACCAAUCCACGCAGUAGUUGUACUCAACCUGAGAGUGGCGGUGUUGAUGAGUGACGUGACGAAUCAGUGACUAGCGCUGGACGCGCGUCGCGUUGUUUCGUCCGUUCAUUUAACCAUCAUGCCCGACUCUACUGAAUACGCGAUCGAAGUCCCCUCCGAGGAUCCUAAGAAGAAGAACGAGAAGGACAAGGAGGAGGGAUCAUCGAAGCUGUCUAAGGACGGCAAAGAGAAAAAAGCGGAUGGCAAGGAUGCUGAAGGGGACAGUGAAGAGCUCUCAGAAGAGGACCUUCAGCUGAGGAACGAGCUGGAGAUGCUUGCUGAACGGUUGAAGGAAUCGAAUACUGACUUAUACGGACCGGCCCUAGAAACCUUACGGACGCUCAUAAGAACAUCCACCUCCUCUAUGACCUCAGUCCCCAAACCUUUGAAGUUCUUGCGACCGCUAUAUCCCGACCUUCAAGCACUUUACGAGACAUGGCCAGUAUCAGAGAACAAGUCGCUUUUCGCCGAUAUCCUCUCCGUCUUGGCCAUGACAUAUUCCGACACGCAGCCGCGUGGAACACUGCGUUACCGCCUUCUCGCGUCUUCUAUGCGACCUGCGGGUGCUCCGCUUGCGGAUCCGGGAAGCUGGGGCCACGAAUACGUGCGCCAUCUCGCUGCAGAGCUGGGAGAGGAGUACAACAUCCGCGAGCAAGAAGACGCAUCGGAGGUCUCCGCCGAUAAACCUCAGCCCAUCGGCACUAUCGAAGAGCUUCGGAGCCUGGCCAAGGAGUGUUCCGUCUUCCUGAUCAUGCACAACGCAGAGCCGGAUGCGGUAGACCUCUUGGAGGAGAUGGAGAUUGUGGACGAGAUCGCCAACCUGGUAGACAAGGACACUUUCACGCGGGUCUGCCAAUACAUGGUUCGUUGUGUGAACCUCUUGCCGCCUCCCGAUGACAUCUCCUUCCUGCGAACUACGCACAAGAUCUACGUCAAGUUCGAUAAAUUUCCUGAAGCUCUGGCUUUGGCCAUCCGACUGGGCGACCCGGAACUCGUUAGGGAAGACUUCAACGCUCCCGCUAAUCCACUAAUGCAGCGACAACUGGCGUUCAUCAUCGCUCGCGCUCAGGUUCCGCUGGAGUGGCUCCGAAGCUCCACAGAGGAGGUUGACGAGGACGCCGACAUCUUGGACUCAUUUUCUGAAGACCUGAAGGAGUGUCUCUGCAACACUCGAAUCAGCGGACACUUCCGCGAGUUUGGCAAAGAACUCGGCGUGACGGAUCCUAAAAGCUUGGAGGAUGUGUACAAGUCUCACCUCGAAAACACCCGACCGAACGCAUUAGCAAACGUCGAUUCCGCUCGGGGCAACUUGGCCGGCACUUUUGUCAACGCUUUCGUCAAUGCUGGUUUUGGAAACGACAAGCUGAUGGUCGAAGCAGAGGAAGGCAACAGCUGGGUGUACAAGAACAAAGAACAUGGCAUGCUCAGUGCAACCGCGUCGCUGGGGCUAAGUCUUCUUUGGGACACGGACAUGGGUCUCAGCCACGUCGACAAGUACACAUACUCCCCUGAAGAAUACAUCAAAGCUGGAGCGUUACUGGCAACCGGCAUCCUGAACUGUGGGGUCCGUACUGAAGCCGAUGUCGCCAAGGGUCUGAUUGGGGAAUACGUCGAGAACAAGUCGGUGCCGCUCAAGACAAGUGCAAUCAUCGGUUUGGGUUUGGCGUACAUCGGCUCCCAUCGCGAGGAUCUGCUGCAGCUAUUGCUCCCUCUUGUGUCAGACGAUGUGACGAUGGAAAUUGCAAGUCUAGCCGUGCUGGCUCUGGGUUUCAUCUUCACUGGAAGCGAGAACGGAGAAAUCACGGGGACUAUCUUGCAACUAUUGAUGGAGAAGGCCGAGAGAGACGAUGCUGGACUGGGCGAGAAGUGGAGUCGGUUCAUGGCUCUCGGUUUGGGAUUGCUGUAUCUUGGUUUGCAAGACUCGUCUGAUACCACUCUGGAGACACUUAAAGUCAUUGAGCACCCAGUGUCGAAGACAGCGCAGAUCAUCGUAGAAGCGUGUGCGUUCGCGGGUAGUGGAAACGUCCUCAAGGUUCAGGAGAUGUUGCAUCAGUGCGAUGAGCACAUCGUCCCGAAAGAGGGCGAAAAAGAUGACAAGAAGGAGGGCGAGAACAAAGAGGAGACCAAGGAAGAGAAACCGGAUGACUCUUUCCAGGCCUUUGCUGUGAUUGCCGUCGCCUUGAUUGCCAUGGGCGAGGACAUCGGUGCUGAGAUGUCUUUGCGUCAGUUCCAUCAUUUGAUGCACUACGGUGAACCUGUCAUUCGGAAAGCAGUUCCACUAGCGAUGGGUCUAGUCAGUGCCUCGAACCCCCAGCUGCCCAUCCUCGACACGCUGUCCAAAUACAGUCAUGACAACGACCUGGCUGUCGCGCUCAACGCCAUCUUUGCCAUGGGUUUGGUCGGUGCCGGCACAAACAACGCUCGGUUAGCCCAAAUGCUGCGGCAGUUGGCAGGGUACUACUACAAGGAGCCUGACUGCUUGUUUAUGGUCCGAGUUGCCCAAGGCCUGGUGCAUAUGGGCAAAGGCACCAUUGGGCUGCAUCCGUUCUUCGCUGACAGGACUAUCAUGAGCCGCGCUGCUAUGGCUGGAUUGUUGGCCACGAUCACUGCUUUCACGGAUGCCAAGAGCUUUAUUCUGGACAAGUAUCAUUGGAUGCUGUUCUUCUUGACACCAGCAAUGUAUCCUCGCUUCUUGAUUACACUGGACGAGGAGCUGAACGCGAAGCCCGUCACCGUCCGAGUUGGCCAGGCUCUCGAUGUCGUUGGCCAAGCCGGCAAGCCAAGAACGAUUUCUGGUUUCCAGACACAUCAAACUCCUGUCAGGCUAGCCACCACGGACAGGGCAGAGCUUGCGACGGAAGAGUUCAUUCCCUUCAGCCCGGUCCUCGAAGGAUUCGUCAUUUUGCAGAAAAACCCCGGCUGGGAGACGGAGAAUGAGAAGAUGGAGAUGUAGAUCACUUCUGUGAACAUGUGAAUGGAAUGCCGAUUUGUUUCUCUGAGCCAGCCUGUGCCCUCAGACUCGGCCCAUUGCUGAGUCUGACCGAGGUUAUGACCACUGAAAUCUUACUCACUCGAGACAUAUUUGCCAGAGUUUUUGACUAAACAUAGUCGCCAAUAGAGCUGUCCAGCAGAACACUUGGAGCUCUUUU